Molecule: messenger RNA, 10033 nt
Organism: Siniperca chuatsi (mandarin fish)
Lineage: Eukaryota; Metazoa; Chordata; Actinopteri; Centrarchiformes; Sinipercidae
Gene: cspg4
Product: chondroitin sulfate proteoglycan 4
Exons: 11
Coding region: 91-7053 (2320 amino acids)
Source: RefSeq, a predicted model, not a curated record
ACAGGUCCCAAAACUGGAAACUCAUUCAGUCCCUUCUGAAUGGAGUGUCUUUAACGUGAGAGUGGAGGACUUAACUUUUAGCACGAAAAUAUGAAAGCCCUGAAUUCGGUCCUGGUCGGUGUCUUCCUGACCCUGCUGUUCUGCCUCCCCAGCCCUGGUCAUGGAGAAUCCUACUUUGGGGACAGCUUCUGCAAUUUACAAGCCUUCCAAGAUGUCUCCACCUUCCACCUGUCACUACAGAUCAAGACGAGUCGGCGAAGUGGGCUGCUGUUACUGGCUGCAGGAAUGGAGGACUACCUGUUCCUCGAGCUCCAAAACGGGAAAAUACAGGCACGGAUGAACUUGGGGGCUGGCGAGGUGACACUGUCCUCAUCCCAAGGAGUACAGCUGAACAACCUUCUGGACCAUAAAAUCUCACUUACACUGCAAGGUGGCAAACUCACCAUGACAAUUGAUGAGCUCUUCCCAACAUAUGUUCCUGUGAAUGACGACAGGGAACAGCUCAAUAUUGACCUGGGCAUUUGGCUUGGAGGAACAGGAAACCUGGAUGCUCCCUACCUCAGCAAUGCCAUUCCCCCUUUCCGUGGCUGCAUGACUCAGGUCAAAUUUGAGUCCCAUCAAUUUGAUAUUCUCAGCACAUCAUUUAAACAAUGCCACGACACGAAGGAAUCCUGCAGCAGUGAGUUUGAGGCUGGUGAUGGGGAGGCAACUAGUUUCAGCACUCCAGAUUCCUUUGUGUCCUUCCCCACCUGGAGCGGGGCUAGUGGUGCUCCAAGAGUCUUAGAGGUCCUAAUGAAAACCACCAUUGAGGAUGCGUUACUUGUUUUCCACCCUGGCCGAGAGUCAGACUUCAUUGCUAUUGGUGUUGUGAAAGGCUAUCUCAAAGGUGUGCUGGACCUCGGAAGUGGCAUGGAGGUACUGGAGAAUACCCAGGUGAAGCUAGAUGAUGAUCAGUGGCAUAGAGUUAAGGUACAGGUCAGUCCGGAUUCUUUUGUCAUUAAUGUAGAUAGUCAGUCUUCCUCCCUCCCUUUUGACUCGUCACAAAAAUUGGACUUGGUUGGAAACUUAUAUUUAGGAGGUAUCCAGGGGAAAAUGAAGGAUGUCUUUCGUGAGAGUGGGUACUUAAGUCGUGCAGAGGAGGAAAUGACAUUUGAAUCCUUCAUUGGUUGCUUGGGGGAAAUCAAAGUAAAUCAGAAGGAUAGAAGCCUGCAGGAUGCUUUGGUGACCAAAGAUGUUCAUGUUAAAUGUGAAGGAGAUGACUAUGACUACUCAAGUUACUAUGACAUAGACGUAACCACAACUUCUCCUCCUGUUCGUAUCCCAUAUGUUGUUAUCGACAACCAUCAGCAUUGCUACCCAACAGAUGACAUGCCAGAGAUAUUCAAAAAUGUAACAAAACUUCUUGAUGUCACCCCAUUGCUUGUGCCUGAAGGUGGGGAAGGUCUUCUUGAUAUCAAUAACCUAAGCCCUACAUUUGACCUCAGUGCUGCAGGAAUACAUCAGUCUGAGAUAAUCUUUACUCUCCAGGAUGAUCCCUGGUAUGGCUUGGUUGACAUGAACAUUAACACAAGACGCACACAAACGUUCACUCUUCUUGAUGUUGUCAAUAAGAAAAUUAAGUAUAUGCAUGAUGGAAAUGAAAGGCAUGCAGAUCAAAUUCAGCUACAGGUGGCUAUUCACAGUGACAGCUACCUUCCAGAAUGUUUAAAAACUCCUCAUGAGUAUGUCCUCCCAGUUGAAAUUCUUCCCGUCAAUGAUAUACCGCAACUUGGUGGAGGAGAAAUCACCAUCACAGAAAACGGCAGGACUCGUUUGAGUCCAAGCCUUAUCAAAAUCAUGGAUUCUGACACCCGCUGUGAUGAAUUAGUACUAACUGUAACCUCAGAGCCUUUCAUGGAAGUUGGUUACUUAGAAAACAGUCAGCAGCCAGGAAGAAGCAUCUCAGAGUUCACUUGCAGGGAGUUGAAAGAUGGAAAUAUCUAUUUUGUACACAGAGGGGGUCAUGCUGCUGGCAUUACCUUGGAGGUAUCUGAUGGACAGUCAGUAAGUCAUUCAACUACUUUUAAGUUAUCUGUGGCACAGCCACAUAUGACUAUUGUGACCAACACUGGCCUUCUCUUGUCUCAAGGAAGCAAUGGAUCUAUAGGUGUUCAAAAUCUGGCUGUCCUCGCUCAUCCUCGUAAUGGAGACAUUAUGUAUAACAUUACCCAACCUCUGAUAUUUGGAGAACUGCAGAUAAUGACAAGUGAUGGAAUGUCCAAGCAGGUUACAACUUUCCAUCAAUCCAGUCUGGAUCAAGACCGCCUUACAUAUGUCAGCACAGACUCAAGUGACCAGGAAGAUAUUGUGGUUGAGCGGAUUCAGUUCGACAUCCACCUGGGGCAGUUCUCCCUCUGGAACAACACCUUCUUAGUCAAGAUCAUUCCUGCACAAGUGAAAGUUUCUAACCUAGUUCCAGUGGAGGUGAAGGUCGGUGAGGAGCAAAUAAUUGGACUCACAGAGCUUCAAGCCAAAGUAAAAGGGAAAAACCCAGAUCCACAAACUAUAAAAUACAUUCUUGUCAAGCCUCCAACACUCGGUAGUCUCCAGUUGUUAGACAAAGAGUUGGCUGAGGGUGACAUCUUCACACAGAAGGACAUUUUGGACAGCAUUGUUAGCUACAGGGUGCAUGUGCAAAGAGCUGUGGAUAGUAUAGACCAGUUCCAGUUCAGAGUCCUUGCUGAUGAUCAGUACUCCCCUCUAUACACCUUCCCUAUUAACAUCCUCGCCAAUGCAGAUGCUCCUGUUAUGACCAAUGAAAGGCUGGUUGUCUGGCAGGGUGGUGAGCUUACUCUGAACAAAAACUAUCUUUGGAUGCAGUCUCCAGGUUCUACAGAUUUUGUGUUCCAGGUCACACAAGAGCCAAAGUACGGACGAUUGAUAAGGGACUCCCCACCCGGGCAGCCUAGAUUUGAAGGGGCAAUAAGAGUAUUCAGCAAUGAAGACCUCCAGCUUGACAGGCUUAUUUACAAGCAUGAUGGCUCCAAGACAAGCAGUGAUGAGUUCCAUUUUUCAGCAUUUGAUCAAGGAGCAGAAAGUUCAGACAAUCAGGAAACAGUGAAUGGUGUUUUCAGAAUUUCUAUCCAAUCCAAGAAUGAGCAUGCUCCUGUGAGGGUUGUGAAUAGAGUCUUUAAUGUAGUCCGCCACGGUCAGCGUCUGCUAACAACUGAUGUCAUCCAGUUUAAGGAUGAUGACUCAGGUUUCAAUGACACCCAAAUCGUCUACGCUCGUGAGGGAAUCCUCUCAGGCAAUAUCGUCUCAACAUCUAAUCCCUCACAGGCCCUUUUCCGUUUCACACAAGCCGACCUGCGAGAUAAGAACAUCCUCUUCAUUCACCAUGGAGCAGAUCGGGAACGCUUCUCACUGCAGGUGUCAGAUGGCUUCCACAAGGCCACUGCGCUGCUUCAGAUCCAGGCAGGUGAACCGUACCUGCGAAUAGCAAACAACACAAUCAUUGUCAUUGACCAUGGAAGCACCAAGACGCUUAACACCACCCUGUUGAGCGCUGACUCUAACAUGGACAUCAGAGAUGACAGUGAAAUCAACUUCCAGGUCACGUCGCCACCCAGCGACGGCAGGAUUAUUGUGAGUGGAAUUGAAGCUUCAGUGUUCACCCAGGAGGACCUGAAAAAAGGUGUUGUGUCAUAUGAGCAUAGUUAUGAGAGUCUGAGGUCCAAGGAUUCCUUCAGCUUCACCGUCCAAGCAAGAGGACAUUCUGAAGAGGGCACAUUCAGGAUUAAAAUAUUCAAGCAAGGUUACCUCUCUGAGCCUGAGGUGAUAACCAAUGAGGUCAUCAUUUCCUAUGAGGGAGAGCACACCAUAAUCAACCAGGAUAAUCUCAAGGUCGAUCAAGCUGAUAUUUUGCCUACAGAAAUGGUGUUCACCAUUAAAGAGCCUCCUCGUCUUGGUCAUGUGGUCAAGCUGACAAACAGCUCAGACAGCACAGCCUCGCCUGUCCUCGACUACAUUCACUCCUUCACUCAAGAGGACAUUGAUCAGGGGCGCAUUCUCUAUGUGUCUGCAUCCAUCCAGGGCAAUGACGCCUUCACAGUAGAUGUCAGUAAUGGUUUUACCACAGUGGAGGACCUGCACAUCUCUGUGAACAUCGUGCCCCGGCUCAUCCCCAUCCAGACCUUCAACUUUACAGUGAAGGAAGGCCUCAGCAGAGCAAUUAACGCAGAGAUUGUUAACAUUUCACAUCCCUUCUACAGCUCAGCAAACAUCGACUUUGUUGUGGAAGAGCCACCACAGCACGGGGACAUCCGCUACCUGGAUGGAGAUGAACUUACUUACUUUACAUGGGAAGAGAUGAAACUUGGACACAUCUACUACAUGCAUGACAGCACCGAGAGCACAGAGGACAGUUUUACACUCUCUGCCUCGGCUUAUGAGAUUGAGCGUCGGAGCCUCCCUGUCACCAUCUCAGUGACUGUCAUACCAGUCAACGAUGAGCCGCCAAAACUGACACAUAACACUGGACUGGAGGUUCUUGCUGGAGAGGAAGCUGAUAUCACCUCCAGCAUGCUGAACACUGACGACGCUGAUACCCCUGCAGAGGAACUGGUUUACCACGUCGAGGUGCCAACCAAUGGGAUGGUGGCGUUGAAAGAGGCGCCCGAGGAGGGCAUACUAAAUUUCACACAGGCUCACAUAAACAAAGGGGAGGUCAUCUUCAUUCACGAGGGUGAGGAGUCUGGAGGUUUCAGUUUCACCGUGACAGACGGAGAGCACACAUCUCCUCUCUACCAAUUUGUUGUCACGGCCAGGCCUCUCACCAUCACCAUGGUAACGCAGGAGGAGCUCAUGGUAUUUCCAGGAAAAAGGCAGCCCAUCACGAGUGCCAAUCUGGGGGCUGUAACCAAUGAGGAUGGAAAUGAGAUAAGCUACUCACUUAUCCGCCCACCUCGUUUGGGAAGACUCAUCCUGGCCAAUGACAGGAACCAGUAUGAGGAAAUUACCCACUUCUCAAAAACACAGCUGGAAUCAGGAGCAGUAUACUACGAGCACCAGAUGCCUGAGGAGCCUUUUUGGGUGGCAAGGGACUCCAUAGAGGUUACUCUGUCAUCCCAACCAGCCCCAGAUGUCCGUCACAUCCUGCCCAUCACCAUCUCUUACUAUGCUGCUCACAGCAACAUCUCCUCACAGCUGUGGAAGAACAAAGGUCUGGAAAUUGUGCAAGGCCAGAGGAAAACCAUUGACGAUUCAAUUCUUGAUGCCUCCAACCUUCUGGCUAGCCUACCUGAAGAUAAGCAAGGCGAUGUGGAUGUGGUUUUUGAGAUUAAGCGUUUCCCUGACCACGGUCGUAUCACCCUGGGUGGUCAGGACCUGCCCCGUAAUGCCCCAUCCUUCAUGCAGGAAGAUGUAACUCAAGGAAACUUGGAGUAUCUCCAUGAUGACUCAGGGGCCUCCUUUGACAGUUUCUCUUUCAGGGCCCAUCUAAAAUCUGAGGGUCAUGGUGUGGCCUUACCUGCCGAAUCCAUGGUCCUGGAGGAGAUCUUUAAUAUCUCAAUCAAGCGGCGAGGCUCUGACCCCCCCGAACUAGUCACUAUAGACAUGCUCUUGGAGGUUCUUCAAGGCUCCAUGACCAUCUUGACCCAGAAGCAUCUUAACACUCAAGACGAGGACAGUCCGCCAGACGAGGUGCACUUCAAAGUGACCAAAGCCCCUAGCAACGGUCAACUGGUUGACUCACUCACAAUGGACCCCAUCUCUGAGUUCACACAAGAGAUGGUCAACCGUGGGCAGGUGGGCUUCUACAGCGAUAGCAGCCUUGCUGAUGGCUUUGUGGAAUUCAUUGUGUCCGAUGGAGAACACCAAACAAAGCCACACACACUCCAUAUCGGUGUCCUAGCUCGCACCCUGUUUCUUGACAAAGCCCCUGAGAUCAAGGUGAAGCAAGGCGAUGAUGAGACCCUGGUGACUGAGGAGAUGUUGAGGGCCACCACUGGGGGACCUGUUGAGGAGGACAUCCUUUACAAGAUCACAAGUGUUCCUAAGUAUGCAGCUGUCAUGGUAGACCGGCAGCCGACAUCCGCCUUCACCCAGAAGCAGAUCAAAGAAGGCAGAGUCAGUGUGCGCUUUGUCAAGUCCACUUCGCCUCGAGACAGUGUUGCAUUUGUAGCCCGCAGCCGGGCUGCUAAUGUCUCCUCUGUCCUCAACAUCACAGUCCAGCCUCUGGCCAACAUUGCUCAGGAUCCUCUCUUACCCGAAGGUGCUCUUGUCCAACUGGACAGAAAGCUUCUGGAUGCAACUCCCCUGGCAAACAAGACCAGAACCUCCCCCACGUUCACUGUCAUCCAACAACCGAGGGGGGCUCGUUUUGUGAGGUCUGGAGGUCCUGGUGCAGGCCAGCCAGUGGACAUAUUCAGUCAGAAGGACCUGGAUGAGGGCCGCAUAGCUAUGGAAAUCCUAAAUAGCUCUUCUGGAUCACAAGGUAGUGUCACUCAGGAUGAGGCCCGCUUCCUGCUGAAAGCCCAUGGGGUUCCUCCUGCAGAAUGUGUGCUUUCCUUCCAGACGGGCCCCUACAAUGCAUCUGGGGUCUAUCCUGCCACUCUGUUGAGGAUUCCCUCAGAAGCCCCAUCGAAGGACAGUAAUGACCUCCCUGGUGUGGCUGGGUCCCCUCGUUCCACUCCAGCUAGCCCCCGCUGGACGGGCAGAGAUGCCCCCACUACAACAUCUUCUGGCUCUGGCUCCCACGGGAAAACACGUGUUUCCCGGCGCAGCAACUUCUGGUCUAUUCUCAUCCCGAUCCUGGUAAUCCUCCUCCUCUUGCUGCUGGCAGCCAUCUUGGCCUACUACCUGAUCCGUAAAAACAAGACAGGAAAGCACAAUGUCCAGACGGCAGCAUCCAAGCCCAAAAACGGAGAGGUGGCCGGCACAGAAACCUUUCGUAAAACUGACCCAGCCAAUAACAUCCCCAUGUCCAACAUGGACUCCAAAGACGCAGACCCGGAGUUGUUGCAGCACUGUCGGACAACGAACCCAGCCUUGAAAAAGAACCAGUACUGGGUCUGAAACACUUUGCGAUAGGACACAGAGGGAGGUGGAUCCUUAAGUGUUUGGAAGCCCCUCAGAUCAUUCCUCUCAGUAUUAAAGACCUCUUGCCACACCAGUUUAAAUGAAAAUUAUUUUUUGACACCAUUGAUUAUUUACUUAUCUCAACAUAACUGUGGACAAAUUCUCAGGCAAUGAAACACUGAAUACUUAUUGGCAAAGAAAGAGGCAGUUUCUUAAGGAGGCUCGUGCCAUGUCUAUUUAUUUUAGUUUUAUCAUUCCUCUUUGUCAAAGGGCACAAAUGAAGACAUAAACAUGCCAUGUGUUUGCAAAACGUAUUUUGGGUGUGCUCUGUCAUUGUAUUCCACAUGAUAUCAUAGGCCAAUAUUAUUCAUUUGAGUGGAUAGGUAAUUUAAAGUCUUUGUGAUAGUUUGAUUUUAGUUUUUGCUUCAUUCAGAAAGUUGAUACGCCUUGUACAUAGAUAAUGAGGUAAAUAUAUGCUGCAUUAUCAAGAAGAUGAAAAACUGCCUCUUUGAGUUUUCUCUUUAUUUUUCAAUGUUUUUAAGGUACCGUUGUAUAAUGUUUCUCAGGGCUAAAUUCAGUUUAAUGUAAUAGUACAACAUUUUGGAAAAUAUGCUAUUUCCCCUUUUUUGUUAGAUGAGUUAGAUGAGAAGAUUGAUACCAUUCUCAUAUUUACUCAUAACAUUCUCAUAAAUAUGAAGCUACAGCCAGGAAACGUUAGCUUAGCUAAACGUAAUGACUAGGGGGAAACUUCUAGGCUGGUUCUGUGCAACGGUUAAAUAUUUUCUUACCACCACCUCUAAAGCUCACUAAUUAAUAUGGUAUAUAUCUUUUGUAUAAAUAUUUCUUUUAUGUCAUCACAAUAAUAUUUCAGUAGUUUGUGGCAAGACGAUGGUUUAAUACUAAAAACUGUUUAAAAUGAAAAACGUGUUGCGACAACUUGCACAGGUUUGACUGAAUUUAGCUCAGAGUCAUGUCAUCAUCUGUCAUAUGUUAUUAUUUCUGCAUGCUUCCAAAGUGCUUGUAAAUAUUCACUGGACUGGCACAGCACUGACCGCAAAGCUACACAGUACACAGUUUGUAGACCACAGGCAGGACAUUAUUUCUGUAGGAUUGGUCUUUAACACAUCCGUAUUGGCUGACAGGCAGAGGUGAGGUCAUCUCAAGCUGGGAUGUUUCCAGUUUCCAAGUCUGCAAUUAAGAAAUUUAUAAAAACUGGUUGGUGCUGGGGUGGGGAAAAUGACUUAAAAUGCUCCACUGGUUAGGUUACAUUGAUUUAAAACGAAAACAUUGAGUUUGUUUUUAAGUCUUCAAAGCUAUUUUAGAUUUUAAGCAUUCCAUAUGUAAACUGAAUAUAAAGACAUCAUGGGAAAAAUCAUGAGAUUUUUUUUUACUCUUUAGUUGUAUGUAUUGUAUGUUAGAAGAGUGUAAAUCAGACUCCUAUUGUUCCUCUUUACCGUCACUCGGACCUGUGACGGUUAUCUGGUGUUUGAAUGUUGAAUGAAGUACUUAAGGUGAAGUAGAAAGUGUACAGUGAGAAAAUCAGAUAACUUUUUUGAUCCACUAAAGAAAAGAAAGGCUCAAACAACAUUUUUUUUCUGAAAAAAAAAUGUGCUGUACAUUUCUUUCAGAUACUGAAUAUACAAUAAUUUCUUUGCAGUAUUCAUAUUCUAUUGAUCUUAUAUUUUGUAGUGUUUUGAGUGCAGGAAAAUGUAGGUAGAGAUUUUACAGACAGCACAGAGCUCUGGAAGUGUUGUGUUUCAGGAGAUUGUAUUUCCACUGACAUUAUCUCUUAAAGAUAGCUGAAAUAAAAAAUAUUGGUUCCUCCUACAGGAUAUCAUAUCCACAUCUUACACAUCAAGUUUUAUGUGUAAAUAUUUUGUUUUUCAGUAAGAUUUUUGGGCUUGAUUAACGUCUCGAAAUAUAUAUAUAUAUAUCAUGUUUUGCGUCAAAGGUAUAUGUACAUGUACAUGUCUGUCCCUCUUGUGUUUUCUGCUUACUGAAGACUGAGUUUCAUCACCACCCCUCAUUUUUCAUUAUUUAUUAUUUCUGUCACUGCCCAUACAUCAAUUCAUACUCAAGUUAUGUGCUUUGUCAGAGAUCAAACUGAAAAUAAUGGUAAUACAAAGCAAUGUUUAGAGUCUGGAACAAAAGAAAUGUCUAUUGCUGCAGUAUGCCUCUGAGCUUGUUCUCGGCACUAAUGGAAAUAAAACUGUUCGUGCAACAAACCCGUGUUAAUUGUUUUAUCAGUGACUUUGUUGUUCUUCGGUUGUUGACUUCACACUAGCUGAUAUAUUAUAACAUUACAAAGCUUUUUAAUUCUUUAAACGUGUUAAUUGGCCGAGAUCAGACAUGUUUUAUCACUUGAAAGUGCUGAGAAAUGUCUCCAUGUGUUUGUGCCUUCAUGCGUAGAUUACUGUAAUUCACUGUACUCUGUCCUCGGCAGCGGAGCUGGAGUUCUUCUUCAGAUGGGUCAAAAUGCAGGAGCCCGUCUUCUAACACAGACACAAGUGCACUGCUCCAGUUUUGGCCUGUCUUCAUUGUCUCCCAGUGAAGUUUAAAAUUAAAUCUAAAAUUUUAGUUAUUACUAAACAGCAAGGUAAAUUUGUUCUGAAUUGUUCUGCCCAUAUAGCAACUUUAAAGUCUCUCAGGUCAACCAGCCAGUGUCUACUGGAUGUUUCCAGAGCUUGAUUUAAAAUUAAGGGAGAUCAAUUGACAAUAAAAAAACAUAUUAUCUUGCUUUUCUAAACAGAUGUCUAUGCUCUUUUGUUUUAUGUUAGUUCUGUUUUAAUUCAGUUUUGUUGCUGUUGUGGCUGUCUGUUUGAUAUUUCAUGCUAAAUGCUUUUAUUGUGAACCACACUUUAACUUUUGUUUUGAAAAGUGCUAUAUAAAGAAAUCUUUGCUUACAUCAUUUUUGCCCGGAAAUUGUAACAAUAGAAAAGGCUGCCUUUCUUUUUUUAAUAAACUAAAAUUAAUUUUA